Gopherus evgoodei (Goodes thornscrub tortoise) is the source of this 1541-nucleotide messenger RNA. RefSeq names its product mast cell protease 3-like. The transcript has 5 exons. The record is from RefSeq and is a predicted model, not a curated record. Gene Ontology annotation, cellular component: cytoplasm; intracellular membrane-bounded organelle. Bases 50 to 811 code for a protein of 253 amino acids. Gene Ontology annotation, biological process: proteolysis. Gene Ontology annotation, molecular function: serine-type endopeptidase activity. Lineage: Eukaryota; Metazoa; Chordata; Testudines; Testudinidae.
GACACCCAGAGACAAACACACCAUCGCCUUCCCCAGCCUCCCUCUGACGAUGCAGUUGCUGCUCCUGUUUCCCAUGGUCUUUCCCCUGCCCCCUGGGUCUCAGGCUGGGGAGAUCAUUGGAGGACAGGAAGCCCGGCCUCACUCCAGACCCUACAUGGCCUUUGUGAAAAUACAGAGAGAAGGAAAGGGAGGAAACAUAUGCGGAGGGUUCCUGAUCAGGGAGGACGUGGUGGUGACGGCAGCUCAUUGUAACUGCAACCUUGGCAACAUCUCCGUGCUGCUGGGGGCCCACAACUUUGAAACAGAUGAACUAGGGAAGCAGACGAUCUGGGUACGUCGCCGAAUCCCCCACCCAGAAUUCAAUGACGAGACAUUUGAAAAUGACAUCAUGCUGCUGCAGCUGAGGGACAAGGCUGAGCUGACCCAGACUGUGGGCACCAUCCCCCUGUCCCAGAAGAAGGUGAAGAAGGGGGCAGUGUGCAGCGUGGCUGGCUGGGGACAGACCAGUAUCAAAACAAACGCCCAGCCCUCCCCGACCCUGCAGGAGGUGGAACUGACAGUUAUGAGCAAGAGCAUGUGUCUAUCUCAGCCCAUUCUGCACUAUGUCCCAUCCAGGAUGCUGUGCGUGGGGGACCCCCAGCAGAGGAAGGCACCAUUUCUGGGCGACUCUGGGGGCCCCCUAGUCUGUGAUGGGAAGGCCCAGGGCAUAGUCUCCCAUGGCACUGGUGACUGGUCAACUCCCAGUGUGUUUACCAGACUCUCCAAAUACGUGUGCUGGAUCAAGAACACUCUGCACAAGCUGAAGCCUUAGAGGGGAGUGUCUAUCUCUAGUGUGACUGGAGAGAUAGAUGGGUAUUGCAGAUGGAUGGAUAGAUAUGUAGCCAAUGAUUUUAGUUUAUUGCUCAUUUAUUGUGUGAUGUUACGAUUAAACAACAUGUUAUGCCAUACAUAAUCUUUCUAUGCUGAUUAGAGUUAAAUUGUAGGAUUACAGAAAUAUAAGAUUGGUCAGUAGUUAGAAGAGAUAAUUAGGAUUUAGGUGUCUAAGUAAGGUGGAUUCAAAUGCAAGGCCUACAGGCUGAGGCCUGUAAGAUAGUGGCUUAGCCCCACUAGGCCACAGGCUUAAGAAAUGCUUGACGUAAGUUACCAAAGAAUGACCCUAUGCCACAAGAUUACGGGGAAAGAUGUACUGGUGCUGCGAAAAAUGAACAAUAAGAGUAAUUUUUUCCUUACAAGAUCCCCAGUAGUGACAUUUUUCUAACAUGUGCCUUAACUGCAGGGUGCGCAAUGUGCAUAAAAGCUAAUGAGGCAUAGCUGUAACCACAUUAUAAAAAGAGGAUGCCCAGAUUAGGAAAAUUGAGCUUCCUAUUGGAAACACCAGCAGGAAUCACCCCUCUAGUGAUGAUCAUUUGGCAAGGCAGCAAUUAGACCUUUAAAAUAUCACUAAAUGAUGUGAGUAUAACAAUAUUUGUAACAUGUGAACAGAUCUUUAUAUAAUUUCUAUGUGCUUGGUUAAUCAUAACUUUAACUGUAACUUUAAUAAA